This is a messenger RNA of Penicillium subrubescens, 1647 nucleotides long. RefSeq lists its product as uncharacterized. The coding region runs from base 1 to 1647 and encodes 548 amino acids. Gene Ontology annotation, cellular component: nucleus. The record is from RefSeq and is a predicted model, not a curated record. NCBI's taxonomy places the organism in Eukaryota, Fungi, Ascomycota, Eurotiomycetes, Eurotiales, Aspergillaceae. Gene Ontology annotation, biological process: mRNA splicing, via spliceosome. The transcript is spliced from 2 exons.
AUGAAUAACGAGCAGUUCCGGCGACUUCUCGCCGAUAAUACAUCGACUUCCAAGUCCGGCGACAAGUCCGGCUCGUCGUCGCGCAAUGCACCAGCUGGUGGCGCCACUCCGAGCGCGCUGGGCUCGCGAAUGCGCUCUAGUAUUCCCAUGACCCCGCGCUCUGUUACAGGGGUUGACUUCGCCCGACAGCUCGCGGAGCAUCGCCGAGAGGGCGAUCAACGUCCCGCGAAGCGUUUCAAAUCUUCUGCCGCGCCAAAGGGUAGCAAAUUGGCUACCGGGUACCAGGACCGCGCACAGCUACGUAAUGCGGAUGAUGAGAGUGAGGAUGACCUACAGAAACGGGUCAAGGCCCUCGAAGACAUGGUGAAACUAGGCCAAAUCGAUCAGGCGACGUUCGAAAAGCUGUGCGGCGAACUCGGGGUCGGUGGAGACACGGAGAGUACACACAUGGUCAAGGGCUUGGAUUGGACGUUACUGAAGCGAGUUCGUGCUGGUGAGGAUAUAUCGAAGGCGCCUGAAAAACCGGCUCCUCCCCCGGCAGAGGAACCGCCUGUUACCGAGGAAGAUGCAGAUGAGGCGUUCGAGCGGUUGAUGGAGGAGAAGGGUUUGGAAGAGAUCAAAGCAGCGCCUAAGGAGCCAAAGGAGAAAAAGAAAGGAACAAUGGCACCACCACCGCCUCGACCGAAGACACGCGACGAAAUUCUGAGGGAGUUGAAGGCCAGUCGAGCGGCGGCUGCAAGUGCGCCACCCCCGGUGCCGGGGUCAACACUUGGCUCUAAGUUCAAGAAAGUUGGCGAUGGCAAGCCAGAGAAGAAGCGCUUCAUUGAGUCAGACGAGAAUGGUCGGCGGCGGGAGGUCCUGCUCAUCACGGACGCUGAGGGCAAUACGAAGCGGAAAACCCGCUGGAUUGAUAAACCCAAUGAGCCGCGUGGGACUCCCUCUCUGCCUAUGCCUGAUAAGGAUGCGAAACCUCUUGGAAUGGAGGUUCCAGCGGACAUUGCUGCGAGGGAAGCUGCCAGCGCUGCGCCUGAAGACGAAAACGAUGAUAUCUUUGCCGGCGUUGGCGCUGAUUAUGACCCUCUUGCCGGCAUCGAGCAAGCAGACGAUUCCUCGUCCGAUGAAGAUGGCGAGCAUCCAGAGAAGCCUGUCAAGGAUAAUGUACCAGGCUCCAUCUCAGAAGAGGCUCAGGGGCCCACCGAUCAAGCCGCAGCACAACCUACCAAAUCACGCAAUUACUUCGCAACAACAACAUCCACCACCGCCCCCGAAGAACCCUCGGACCGCUCUAACCCCCUCACAAAGGAUCCUACAAUCCUCGCUGCUCUCAAACGAGCCGCAGCCCUCCGCCAAACUUCCCCCUCCGAGGAAGACUCCGGCCUAUCUGCAGAGGCAUCCCUCCGACAAAAGAAAUUCCUCGAAGAAGCCCGCCGGCGCGAUGCCAUGGACGCCGCAGAUUUGGAUAUGGGCUUUGGUGGUAGCCGUAUUGAGGAUGGCGAGGAGGAUGAUGAUGGUGUGCUACUGGACUUUGAGGAUCAGCAGCGUGGAGGGAAUAAGAGGAAGCGUGGGCCGAAGAAGAGGAAGGGCGAUAAGGAUAGUGCUGAUGAUGUUAUGCGUGUUCUUGAGGGGCGGAAGAAGAAUGUUGAAUAA